AUGGGGGAAGGGCCGGGCGGCCCGGGGAAGGGGCUCCCCGGGGAAAGCCAGCAGCGGAGGCAGGGGCGGGCAGCCGGCAGCCGCCCAGCGCAGAGGAGAGCGAUGCGCGCCCGGGCGACGGGACACGGGCAGGAGCCGCCCCCGCGCAGCCCCGCGGAGAACGCGAGCACCUACCGGGGCUGUGGGGCGCGGACGGGUCGCGCAGCGUCCCCUCGGCGGCCGCGCCGCGCAGGCUGCCCCGGCCCGAGCAGGAACCGAGCGGAGCCGCCGCCGCUGCGCAGCCGGAGGAAGGCGCGGAGGGCGCACCCGCCCCCUGCCGGUGGCGGACCGGGCCCGCUCCGCCCCGCACCCCGCCCACCCCUCCGCCCGCCCCUCCGCCCGCCCCGGGCCGCGGGAGCUGCGCGGGGAGCCCGGGAGCGCCGUGCACACAGCGUCGCGGAGACAGCGUCCCGCACACCGCGCCCCGCGCUCCGCACACCGCCCCCCGCACACCGCCCCCCGCACACCGCGCCCCGAGCUCCGCACACAGGCCCCUGCACACACAGCCCCCCGCACACCGCCCCCCCCACACCGCGCCCCGCACACAGGCCCCUGCACACACAGCCCCCCGCACACCGCGCCCCGCACACCGCGCCCCGAGCUCCGCACACCGCGCCCCGCGCCCCGCACACAGCCCCCCGCACACAGCGCGCCUGGCGGGCCCCACAGCCAGCCUGGGAGCGACAAGGACAGCGAGAUGUUUCUGCUUGUUUUCUUUAA
Messenger RNA from Melospiza melodia melodia, 759 nucleotides. Its product is annotated as proline-rich protein 2-like. The coding region runs from base 1 to 759 and encodes 252 amino acids. NCBI's taxonomy places the organism in Eukaryota, Metazoa, Chordata, Aves, Passeriformes, Passerellidae. The transcript has a single exon. The record is from RefSeq and is a predicted model, not a curated record.